Messenger RNA from Oncorhynchus kisutch (coho salmon), 577 nucleotides. Its product is annotated as ATP synthase subunit d, mitochondrial-like. Gene Ontology annotation, molecular function: proton transmembrane transporter activity. NCBI's taxonomy places the organism in Eukaryota, Metazoa, Chordata, Actinopteri, Salmoniformes, Salmonidae. The record is from RefSeq and is a predicted model, not a curated record. The annotation marks the transcript as partial. Gene Ontology annotation, biological process: proton motive force-driven ATP synthesis. The transcript has 3 exons.
UUAAUAUUGGUCUGUUCUAUUUCUGUCCUCAUCUCCUAUUCUCACCCCCCUGUCCUCAUCUCACCCCCCUGUCCUCAUCUCACCCCCCUGUCCUCAUCUCACCCAUCUCCUAUCCUCCUCAGUUCUCAGCCCUGACCAUCCCUGAGCCCAAGGACACAGCCACCGCCGCCAUCAACACACAGGAGGCCGAGGCGAACAAAGCUGCUGUUGCCUACGUGGAGGCUUCCAAAGCUCGUAUUGGCCAGUAUGAGAAGGAGCUGGAGAAGUUCCAGAACAUGAUUCCCUUCGACCAGAUGACCAUCGAUGAUCUGAACGACACGUUCCCUGAGACCAAGCUGGACAAGGAGAAGCACCCGUACUGGCCUCACAAGCCCAUCGCUGAGCUGUAAACUGGCCCCCGGCGCUUCCUAGAUAAUAUACUUUCCUCUGAUGAAAGGUUGUAUAGUGUCCUAUGUAUAAAGUCAAGUCCCGUUUCAUCGACAGACAGUUUUGUGAAAUAACUGCUUAUUGUUAUUGAGCGACUGAGGAAAGGUCAUCUGGUCCUUUUGAAUGGAAAUAAACAUUUAUGGAAACUGAA